AUGGGACGUGAUCAUCAUCGUAAUCAAGCGGCCGACGGUCUGGUGCUUCUGUUGAUGAAAGCUCACCAUGAUCUCGCAGCGGUUCAGUCCAAGCUUGAGAAGGAAUUUCAACAAACUUACCCAGACAAUGCAAAUCCUGUCAAGCUGGUUAAUAGGAUAAAGAAGAUACAGGAGGAGGUUUCAGGGCUAAAGGAGCAGUGCGGCGAGCUUCUUGCUGCAAAACAGGAGUUGAUUGAUAAAGCACGCACGGUUCUUCUGGGGAACAACAUUGUAAUACAAAGGAUGCAAGUAUCAACUGGCAUUUCUCCAACUACUGUUGAUGAGGAUCCUGCAUUUGCUGACUUCAAUCAGGUCAUUGAUGAGUGGAGUACACAAGUCCGAUCAGGAACUGGAAACGUUGGAGAUGAUUCUGAAGGCCAGGACAUAAACCAAUUGCUCUUCUCUACCAUUGUGCAAAGCAACGACUAA
Messenger RNA from Linum trigynum, 468 nucleotides. NCBI's taxonomy places the organism in Eukaryota, Viridiplantae, Streptophyta, Magnoliopsida, Malpighiales, Linaceae. The record is from the annotation of a GenBank genome assembly.